Molecule: messenger RNA, 1128 nt
Organism: Brienomyrus brachyistius
Lineage: Eukaryota; Metazoa; Chordata; Actinopteri; Osteoglossiformes; Mormyridae
Gene: aimp2
Product: aminoacyl tRNA synthetase complex interacting multifunctional protein 2
Exons: 4
Coding region: 135-1082 (315 amino acids)
Cellular component (GO): aminoacyl-tRNA synthetase multienzyme complex
Source: RefSeq, a predicted model, not a curated record
GAUGUGACGGAGAUGUUCGUCCUCUUGACUGUGAGUAAAGCAGUGGGGUGCGCAGUCAGCCAUUAGCUGACAAUUUCAAAGGAUUUUUUGUGUUUUUUUUUCUUUGUGGAAUUAGACAUCCGAAAACCGUUUCAAUGUACAAGGUAAAGCCGUUUAGUGAGACCAACAUAGAGGUUGACUUACCGACUUGCAUGUACAAACUACCGAGUAUCCACGCUCAGCAAACCAGCUGCAUCGAGCAUGCGCACCAGAACGGAGAGGUGGACCCAGCAGUGAAAGCUCUUGAGUCCAGACAGGAUGAGAUUAUGCGGAGGCUAUACGAGCUGAAGGCUGCGGUGGAUGGGUUGGCUAAGACUGUGACCAGCCCAGACGCAGACCUGGAUGCCACUGGCCUGACGCACACUCCUCCAAGCUGCGCCCUCACCGGUUCCUUGGACCUGAACUUGCUUUUGGGCCAGGAUCUCGGCGUUCUGAAGGACAUCGUCAUCAAUGCUAAUCCAGCCGAGCCUCCGCUCUCCUUGCUGGUCCUCCACGACAUGCUAUGCCAACGAUACCGGGUCCUGUCCAACGUACAUGUGCACUCUUCCGUCUCCGCCGUUCCCCCGGCGCUACUGUCCUGCCUGGGCCCCAGUCACCCUCAUAGCCACAAGCGGCAGGACUUCGAGCUCGGCUUCACACUCAUCUGGAAGGAUGUGCCCCGGGUGCAGAUGAAGUUCAGCGUGCGCAGCAUGUGCCCUGUGGAGGGGGAGGGAAACGUGGCACGCUUCCUGUACAAGCUGCUGGUGACUCCGCCCUCGGAUCCAUGCCAGGCCACGUUAGUGGACAGCUGGGUCGACACGGCGCUGUUCCAGCUGGCGAGGGGCGGGGCCGAGGAGCGCACGGCGGUGGUGAAGGCCCUGAACGCAGCACUGUGCCGGGGGGCCUGGCUCGCUGGUCCGGAGCUCUGCCUGGCUGACGUGCUGUGUGCCUGCGGCCUGCUGCAGUCCGGAGGGGCACCCAGUGCCCCCAGUAACGUGCAGAAGUGGCUGAAGUCCUGUGAAAACUCAGGCUUCUUCCGCUGUGUUCUCUCCUUACUGCACUGAGCGCCGGCUUCACGGGGGCUGUGAAUAAACACAUCUCUCCCAUGCA